AUGGACUCAUCAAAUUGGGCGGUUGCCGAACAUCCGGUCCACCCCGCGCCCGAAGAUGACUUCCAGCAGUUCCUAGACAUGAACGGGAUGGGAAAUCUGGCCGAUGGGAUGAACUAUGGCUUCCAAGACUUCCAAUCGUCCCCAGCUCCUCAACUGCUGCAGCCCAGAGAGCAAAUGGACAUUCCUAUGAGCGGCACCGAGGCACCGAUCCUCCUCUCCCCAGCCGUUCCGGCCAUGCAACAACGUCAUAUGCCUUCCAUCACGAGUUCUGCGCCUUAUCAAACCACACCGACCACCAUGAUGCCACCUCCUAGCCCAAACGAAGCCAUUGUAGAUACCAUCGACGCGCAGAUCCAGUUUCUCCAACAGCAAAAGAUGCGGCACCAGCAGAGGCAUAUCGAGGAACAACAGGUCGCCUUUUUCACCCGCCAGCAAAACCGCAUGGUCCCCCCAACGCCACAAAGUCUGGAGCUCCAAGCUGGGACAAAUCACUAUUAUCCCCAAUCAAGUGCACCAGAGCAACAACCCCAGCAGCCUAUGGAAUACCGGUACCAGAAACUCAAGGACCAGGCGGACAUGUCGUUUACCCCAUUGGUGUCCCCUGCGGUUACGCCGCUCGAUACACACUUCUCGGUCGAUUCGCAGUUCGGGGUUUCUGGGGCCUACUUCAGUCCCUUGACCUCACCAGCUCUCCAUGCGCAGAGCGACCCCUUAGCCAUGUUUGAUCAGAUGCACAGCGUUACAACCACGAAUUCGCCCGGCGAGAUGGACCUAGAUUCAUCGGCGGCCCCCGCAGUCCCGAAUACAACACCAGGCGACCUAGCCAAGAAGAUGCGAAAGAACGCGGCAAAAGCGAGAGCGAAGUCUGGGGUCAAGCAAUCGCCGAUUUCUAAACCUCUGCGCAGGCGGACGACAACGACUCCUAGCCUAAAUGCCCAGGUACUAAGUGAGCUGGCUGAAAGUGUGGAACAAACACAAGACGCUCAGCUUCUCCCCACGCCCAUGAUGCAACAACACACGCAGUCCGCGGCCGGGGUGACAGAUUCUGAGGAUUCGGUCUCUCCCGAGGCGCUUAACGAGUCAACGCCAACUGAGAUGCCCCCACCCCCAGUACCAAAAUCGAGAUCUGCCAAACCCUCGCCGUAUAUGGCCCCGCAGGCGAGCUCAGUUCCGAAUUCUCUCCAACCGCCACGCGCGGGUCUCGCAUCACCCGCCACACCGGCUUCAUUGAUGAAGCUGAGUUCACCAAGUACUCGCGACACGGGUGGGAAGGCCGACAGUCAGGAGGUGGUCGACACAGAGCAGAUCGAGACGUUUGAGCUCCCAGAGUCAGCAAAUUUCCUAAACAAUAAGGCUUCUACCCCUAGCGAUGCCCCCACGCCAACGCAAACACCUCGGGAGCCUAGCUCAUCCAAAACUCCUUCUCUGGCGCCCCUUCCUUCGCCGUCGCUCGCGAAAGCCCCAUCUACCUCCUCAGCGACCCAAAGUCCACAACUACUCGCCGGGUCAGGGUUCGGUGCCCGAAAAACACCCCAACUUCUUCCGAGAGGCAGCAAGAAGCGAGGCAGCGUGAGCUCGAUUCCUGUCUCGCCCGCCCUACGGCCCAAGAUCUCACCCAGCAUCAAACCACUUCUUCCGGGUGGGCCAGACGUUGAGGAAGCUGCGUCACACCUACUCGCCACCAAAUCUAACUACCAGCGCAUCCUCGAGGGCAACACGCUGCCCGGUGUGUCGUAUCCGAGCGAGCUAUCGACCAACCUCACAUCGAAACGCACGUCCCACAAGAUUGCCGAGCAAGGGCGUCGGAAUAGGAUCAACUCGGCGCUGCAAGAGAUUGCGACACUACUACCUCGGCCGCCGAAGGAUAGCGAGAGCGAAGUGAGCGACUCUAAGAAAGGCAAGGACGGCGGUAACGGUGGGGGUGCAAAUAGCAGUUCUGCGCCGAAUAGUAAGGCCAGUACUGUGGAGAUGGCAAUUGAAUAUAUCAAGCAGUUGCAGCAGGAGGUGGCGGAUGCGAAUCGACGGGCGGAGGAGGCAGAGAAGAAGCUUGAAAUGAGAACUGGGGACAGCAAGGUGGAGGGUUAA
Dichotomopilus funicola is the source of this 2085-nucleotide messenger RNA. Its product is annotated as helix-loop-helix DNA-binding domain-containing protein. Gene Ontology annotation, molecular function: DNA-binding transcription factor activity, RNA polymerase II-specific; protein dimerization activity; RNA polymerase II cis-regulatory region sequence-specific DNA binding. The transcript is spliced from 2 exons. The record is from RefSeq and is a predicted model, not a curated record. Lineage: Eukaryota; Fungi; Ascomycota; Sordariomycetes; Sordariales; Chaetomiaceae. Bases 1 to 2085 code for a protein of 694 amino acids. Gene Ontology annotation, cellular component: nucleus. Gene Ontology annotation, biological process: regulation of transcription by RNA polymerase II.